CGAGAGCUUACAAAGCAAAAGAAAAGAAAAGCUGGGUCUGGGAGUCUGUGACGCGGUUCUCUCUCUUUCUCUCGACGUGGAGGUUUCCAAGGAGUCUUUCCGCCAUGGAGAACAGAACCCAACCAUCAGGUAGUAGCCCUCCACCAAAACCAUGGGAACGAGCUGGAUCCUCAUCUGGGCCUGCUCCUUUUAAACCGCCCUCUGCUGGCAGCACAAGUGGUGUAGUGGAGGCUUCUGGAACAGCAAAACCCGGUGAAAUUGUUUCUACAGCAGAUAGGAGCACAACUGUAAAUACAAAUGCACUUGGGAGGCCUGUACCUACUAGGCCCUGGGAGCAGCAGACAUACAACAACAGAUAUGGAGGUUAUGGUUCUAGCUUAAAUUACAAUUCUGGUUAUGGAUCAGGGAUGUGUGGUUCAUAUGGUGGAGUUGGAGGGUCCUAUGGUGGGGGUUUGUACGGAAAUAGCAUGAAUAGAGGAGGCUAUGGUGGACUUUACGGAGGAGGCACGUAUGGUGGGGGAAUGUACAAUGGUGGUAUUGGAGGCGCAAUGGGGGGUUAUGGGGUUGGCAUGGGGGGACCAUAUGGCGAUCAGGAUCCAAAUAAUCCAUUUGGUGGUACGCCAUCUCCACCAGGCUUUUGGAUUUCCUUCUUGCGGGUGAUGCAAGGUGUUGUGAAUUUCUUCGGCAGGAUAGCAAUUUUGAUAGACCAGAAUACACAGGCAUUUCACAUGUUCAUAAGUGCCCUUCUCCAGCUAUUUGAUCGCUCAGGGCUAUUAUAUGGAGAGCUAGCUAGAUUUGUGUUGAGAUUGCUGGGGAUUAGAACAAAGCCCAAAAAGGUUCAGCCCCCUGGAUCUGAUGGACUUCCGGGUCCUCAUUAUCCCAGUGGCAAUCAGAACUACAUCAAGGGACCCAAGGCUACUCCAAGUGGUGCUUGGGACAGUGUAUGGGGAGAUAAUUCAAAUAAUUGAUGUGACCCUUGUUCUUUUUGUCCUGUGAAGGAACUAAUGAGUAUUGGCCACAAUCUGUAUGGAGGUAAGAGCACAGAUGAAACUGAUGCUGCCAUUGCCUGUGUAGAAUGAAUGGCUAUUUGAGUGAAACAACAGAAAUCUCUCUUUCUCACGUGGAAAAAGACUGCUAUUUUAGGCUUAAUAUGCUGAUUUUGUUAGGAAGGGGAGAAAGAAUAAUGUAAUUUGAUUUGCUGUGGGCUACUUGGUGACUAGAGUGAUAUUUUCUUUUUCAGCAGGGCACUGGUUGAAUAUACAUGGAUGAUGACGUCCUUUUAGUCUCUCUCUCUCUCACACAUUGCGCGCGCGAGCCCGCACACAGGUUGUCAAGUGAUGUUGAUUUCUGUUUCUUACUCAUCUAAGUAGUCUUGUAUGAGAUUGAUUUGAACCUACUUUUUGUCUUCAUUCACAUCCAAGCAUUGUCUAGCAAAUUGAGAUGAAAGUGCUCGUCUUCCUCUUUUUAAAAAGUUGCCAGAAUCUUAUUUAUGAGUGAUCGUUGGAAGGUGAUGGUUCUUUGUUUGCUGGGCUAUGGCUGAACUUGGUCUUUUUAAGUUGUACAUUGCUUGUGGGAAGAUUUUGCUGAUUCAAAUUUCAGCCGGAAUUCCAAUGGAAUUUUACAAUGUGUUCAUCAGAGAAUUGUUGGUUGUGGUAUUGGGGCAUGGUUGGUAGUUUGGAUGUUAGGAUCCGGAGGUUUAGGGUAAUUGUUAGUUUCCAUUGGUUGAAGAAGGUGGUGGUGUGGCUGUGCCUUUGUAGAGUAUUUACUGCUCUGGAGUGACAUGGAUGUACUGGGUGUAGUGGUAGAGAUGGGUUAAGGUUGUUGUGACGAGGGUAAAUAGCACCAGCAAACUGAUGAUGGAGACGAUGGAUGAUAGAUGCAAUGAUGGGCGAUAACUGCUAUAAUUCGUCAGAAAAG
This is a messenger RNA of Ilex paraguariensis (yerba mate), 1917 nucleotides long. Lineage: Eukaryota; Viridiplantae; Streptophyta; Magnoliopsida; Aquifoliales; Aquifoliaceae. The record is from the annotation of a GenBank genome assembly.